Schizophyllum commune H4-8 is the source of this 618-nucleotide messenger RNA. RefSeq lists its product as uncharacterized. The coding region runs from base 1 to 618 and encodes 205 amino acids. The record is from RefSeq and is a predicted model, not a curated record. The transcript is spliced from 2 exons. Lineage: Eukaryota; Fungi; Basidiomycota; Agaricomycetes; Agaricales; Schizophyllaceae.
AUGACUGAGUCCUCUGAUGCCAAUGCCGCAUUCUUGGCUGUCCUCAUGCGCGACCGUGGGCAUCUUACGACUUACGACGAUUUGCCGACGCCCACUGCUGGUCAGCCUGGGCCCUCGCGGCGCAUAAAGCCCUCUUGUCACCGUCGAUCGACGAGGGAGGUGACGGGGAAACAGGCUUUCGUCAAGGACCCAUCCCCCCGCUCCGCAACUGGCGCUCGCGUGCGGCGGUCACCAGUGGUGAACCACGACACGGUAUCAAGCUCCUCGAAAAAAGCAUCCCGAGACGACAUGACUCGCGGACGUAGAAGGGGGUCAGAAACGGCUUGCCACCACACCCAUGACGAGUAUCCACCUUCCUGGCUUUCUACCGCCACUCUUGCGCCGUGGGUGUCGGCAGAGUCAUUGCGCAGCAGGCCAACGACCCCGUCGACUGCAUCAUCCCCUCAAAUGCCUUUGCUGUCGCCUUCAGGAUGGUCCACGGACACUGAUACAGACAGUGAUAUUUUCUCGUUGGACGAUUGGGGGUCCGACGAUGUGGACGUCGUCGAAGUGCCCGCCGACGAAAUAGAAAAGAUGUUCAGCAUGUACAUCAACGCGGAGCUUUGCUUGAACGAGUAG